Molecule: messenger RNA, 1405 nt
Organism: Camelus dromedarius (Arabian camel)
Lineage: Eukaryota; Metazoa; Chordata; Mammalia; Artiodactyla; Camelidae
Gene: CDK4
Product: cyclin dependent kinase 4
Exons: 8
Coding region: 214-1125 (303 amino acids)
Biological process (GO): regulation of gene expression; regulation of G2/M transition of mitotic cell cycle; G1/S transition of mitotic cell cycle
Cellular component (GO): cyclin-dependent protein kinase holoenzyme complex; nucleus; cytoplasm
Molecular function (GO): cyclin binding; cyclin-dependent protein serine/threonine kinase activity; ATP binding
Source: RefSeq, a predicted model, not a curated record
CCGCGCGCCUCUUUGGCAGCUGGUCACAUGGUGAGGGUGGGGGAACAGGGGGCCGCUCUAGCCUGCGGCCUGUGUCUAUGGUCGGGCCCGUAGCGUCCAGCUGCCCCGGACAGAGCGCGAGUGUAUGGCGCCACAAGAACCGGCUCCGGGGCCCCGAUAACGGGCCGCCCCCGCAGCUCCUGGAACGGGGCGAGGGUCUCCUCUGGUCUGAGAAUGACUACCCCUCGAUAUGAGCCAGUGGCUGAGAUUGGUGUUGGUGCCUAUGGGACGGUGUACAAAGCCCGUGAUCCCCACAGUGGCCACUUUGUGGCCCUCAAGAGCGUUAGAGUUCCCAAUGGAGGAGGCUCUGGAGGGGGCCUGCCCAUCAGCACAGUUCGUGAGGUGGCCUUACUGCGGCGCCUGGAGGCUUUUGAGCAUCCCAAUGUUGUACGGCUGAUGGACGUCUGUGCCACAGCCCGAACUGACCGGGAAACCAAAGUGACCCUGGUAUUUGAGCAUGUGGACCAAGACCUAAGGACAUAUCUGGACAAGGCACCCCCACCAGGCUUGCCAGUGGAGACCAUCAAGGAUCUGAUGCGCCAGUUCCUAAGAGGCCUAGAUUUCCUUCAUGCCAACUGCAUUGUUCACCGAGACCUGAAGCCAGAGAACAUUCUGGUGACGAGUGGUGGGACAGUCAAGCUGGCUGACUUUGGCCUGGCCAGGAUCUACAGCUACCAGAUGGCACUUACACCUGUGGUGGUUACACUCUGGUACCGUGCUCCGGAAGUUCUUCUGCAGUCUACGUAUGCAACACCUGUGGACAUGUGGAGCGUUGGCUGUAUCUUUGCAGAGAUGUUUCGUCGAAAGCCUCUGUUCUGUGGAAACUCUGAAGCUGACCAGUUAGGCAAAAUCUUUGACCUGAUUGGGCUGCCCCCAGAGGAUGACUGGCCCCGAGAUGUGUCUCUGCCCCGAGGAGCCUUUUCCCCCAGAGGACCGCGCCCAGUGCAGUCAGUGGUUCCUGAGAUGGAGGAGUCUGGAGCACAGCUGCUGCUGGAGAUGCUGACUUUUAACCCACACAAGCGAAUCUCUGCCUUCCGAGCCCUGCAGCACUCUUAUCUACAUAAGGCAGAAGGUAACCCAGAGUGAGCCAAGAAAUGGUUGCAACAGAACGAAGAAGAGAAGCCGACAUUUCCCUUUGAACACUUGAGUGCAGAGCCCCCCACUGAGAAGGCGACCUCUGCCCUCAUCUCGGAGGCUGUGGAGAUUCCUCCUCCAACUUUUUACCAAGAAUAUUUUGCUGCCUUAACGACAUUCCCUUCCCACCCCUCCUUUCGAGGCUUAUCCUUCUCCUGCCGCCCAUUUCCCUACACCAAGGGGUAUAUCCCCUUCUCUCCCAUUUUAUACAGGAAAAAACAAAACAAAGAAA